AUGAUUGAUAUCACCGUUCAAGCAUCUCGAAUCAAGUCAAGUCAGGUCAAGUCAGAUCAGGAUCCUGAAGAGGGCUGUCUGACUGCGGCUCUAGUCACCCUUUGCGACUUGCGUCGCAAAGGGUCUUACGGUAGCGGUAGCCGACCUCUCGUUGAGUUCAGUCAAGAAAUCUGGAGCGCCAGAAGCUGUGCCUGGACUCCGAUGCACUCUUGA
Penicillium diatomitis is the source of this 213-nucleotide messenger RNA. RefSeq lists its product as uncharacterized. The record is from RefSeq and is a predicted model, not a curated record. NCBI's taxonomy places the organism in Eukaryota, Fungi, Ascomycota, Eurotiomycetes, Eurotiales, Aspergillaceae. The transcript has a single exon. Bases 1 to 213 code for a protein of 70 amino acids.